AUGGCUACCGUGACAUUUUCUCAAGAGCAGCUAAACUUUUUUAAGUUCUCAUCUGUGGUGAUUGACGAAUUUCCAAUCGCUCUCCGCCACGCUUUUGUUCACAUGUGGGACAAUCAAGUCGCUCCUACACCAGGCUUUUAUAAAUGGGACGACUCACCUCUAGUUCGCAACAUGUUUCUCAGUAAAGAGGGUGGAAAGACAAAAUAUAUUCCAACCGGUAAAUCAUAUCAUGAGUGGGACUGCACAGCGCUGUUUGAAGCCACUCUCUAUGCUCAGAGCUUUGCCGUGCCGGACGGAAGUGGCUGGUGUUCUACUUUAGACAAAGUGUACGUGAAGCCUCGUCGUUUACCAAGUGGAACAUUUCACCCUGUCAUUUCAAGCCCUUGUGGAAACCAGGCCGAGACGUUUGCGUUAGCAUUGGAUCAGCUUCGUCUGCUACGCAACACACUCUGCCACCAGACAAGUACCCAAAAGAUUGACAAGACAACUUUUGAUCAUUAUAUACAGCUGGGAAAAGAUGCAUUUGCUGCACUGGGACAGGACACAACGAGGAUUGAUGAGAUCGGAAAGCUUGAAGAAGAAGAAGACUUUCCUACUGCCAGGCUUCAAAAGCUGAAAGAAGAGUUGAAGAGAGAAAAGGACGUGGACAUCAAGUUUAAGCAAAUGAGUGAUCACUUCCAAUCUCAAAUCAAAAUUGUGGGAUCAGAUAUGAAAACUCAUGUGCAGAUGAAAGUGGAAGAAGUCAGGUCAGACGUAAAAACAGCAGUAACAUAUAUGCAGAAGAAAGUGGAAGAGUUCGAGAAAAAAUUGCAAAAUGUCGAAUCAGACGUGACAAUUGCAACAUCAGAGCUGUCAAAAAUGAAGGUAAACGGCAACGACGUAAAACAAGAAGCGCUGUCCGGAUUGACAAAAGGUAAGUCAAGUAAUCACUUACCCGUCUCUCACCGGCCCCAGCCCCUCCCCUCCCCCACCCGGCGGUUUUCGCGCAACGUUUCUAUACGUGCUUUCCCUACUAUCAUGGAGACUGGAACAGGCUAAGUAAUCAAUGUUUGUUUUCACGCAAAAGGCCCAUCUUUCUUGGGUAGGAAACUGUCCCGCUCGUUUUGUAUACGAUGACUUGUCAAAGGGUAUUCCUUUCAAGUGAAAAAAGAACAGUAGUACUAAAAGGGACACAGUCAGCUGAUGCACAUGCACAUUAGAUACCAUUUCUUGGCUGAUUUGCAUAUCUCAAGAUACGCGAUCCAUACUUUAAAAUACUCAGGAACAGAAUUUCAGUUAAGGUUCGAAGAUCGAAUGAAACACUGGGCAAGACUAAAGGAGAUCUCUAGAUGUAUUCAACGCGUACUUUGAUUUUCAAAGUGGCCAAACUAGUGUCCAGGUCAAUGCGGUCCCAAAGCUGAGUGUGUCUCUUUAAAAAGCAUGACGAAACAAAGAUCAAACAAUAGCACAAAAUACCUUCUCUAGUUUGGCUGAUUCAGUGUUGACGCUCUGCACAUCGCUAACAUACCAGAACUGAGGAGAAAGUGCCACCUUUGUGACGAAAUCUGCAGACGGUCAGUAUACUUUCUAGACUUCUCAGAUAAGGACGAUAAAGCGUAGACCCCAUCUCACGACCAUUGCUCAUAAUAACGUCCUAAUUCUAUGGGACGUUAAAAACGCACAUGCACACCCCACGUCGCUGGGUUCAUCUUUAACUAACACUCACAUUAGAGGGUAUUCAUAACUCCUUACUUCGGUAUCAAGUAAAGUCCCCCAACCAGUUUUAAAUUAUUUCUGAAAGGCUAACUGGAAAAUCAGUUGGAGUGGAUGGCACUGCACUGGAAUGGAACAGAUUUAUUUGAGUUUUUAUUUGACUUGAAUUAAAUCGGUCAAAUAUUUAAUGUACAUUUUUAAGGCUUUACCCGAAUAGUGGUAUGUAGUCAUUCAGGUCACUUUUUCCACGCGAUCCUGGUUCCGAGUUUGCCCGAACGAGUUUGCUGGGACCGAGUUUGUUCGGGACAUGAUCGGGAAAUGAGCGGAAAACGGUGGGGGAAAUAGUUGGUAAAUGUUCUGGCAGUGGUCGGAAAUGAUCAGAAAUGGUCGGCAAUGGUCGGUUGCUAAGGGAGUGUAAAAACUGUCUAAAAUUCAUUAUUUCAAGUAGAUGAGACGAUAAUUAAUGAGCCCCUAGACCUCUUGAAGCCACCUUAAGGUGACGUUACACGAGACGAUUUGUAACGAUAAUAUUUAGUGCAAUACAGCGUUGUAAAUAAUGUUGGAACAAUGUUGCAGCUAUUUGAAACAAUGUCGCAACAACGUUGUUAUGCUGUGUUGCGCUAAAAAUCGUCGCUGCGAAUCGUCCAAUGUAAGUUGAAUGGUACGCAUGCGGACAUGUAGAGUUAAAUAGAUACGCACUUCCUUUGUCUAAACGAGAGUCAAGUCGUCUCCCCUCAUGCAAACAUUUUGUUUUAAGAAUAUAAAAGCCCAAGAAGCUGGGUCAUUUAUCGUCAAAUCAAUCUCUCUUUACAAGACUAAAAAAUCUAAGCACUAUUUGCAAAUCGAGUACAAGAGAACUAAUUACAAAAUCUGAGUACUGGGUACAAAAUUAAGGGGGAAAACUAACAACAGGUCCUAUUGUGUACCGUACGCAAAAUACUUUCUAAAGCCCAAAAGUUUUCCUGUUCAUCCCUACGCGAUGCAAGGAUGCGAAGCGACAUAUCCCUCUUUACAAUAUUAAUAGAACGAUACGUAACUAUUACGUACCCUGUAUUUAGUUUAGGUAAAAGAGAGUUGAUUAGAUGUGGGAGUUCAAUUUCUGUCCACUCAUGCCACCAUUUACAAGAGCAUGCAUGCGCACCAGAAUGGAAAGAUACGCACCUUCAUUUUAAUAUGUGAAUUUAGCCUAGGCUAAAAGCAAAGCGUCCGUUUAUAUACUUUUCAUUACUUUUUAAAAAGAGGUGCGAAUUUUGCAGUCUUUCGUUUACUUAUUCCUUUCAGUGUAUUCAUCGCCCACAGAGAAUCUACUUUUAUGGAUCGAUUUGUUUCGUUUAACUCUGUCCGAAAAGUUGCACAAAUAUACAGUUCGUGCAUGUUAGAGAAGUUUAGCGCCAAGCGCGUGCAAUUUUCGCUCGACCAAAGCAAUAAAUAAAUAAAUAAUAAUAAUUUAAUAUUUAUCUUGCGCAAAAUACAUGUAAAUAUGAUCAAAUGCGCAUUACAUGAAAGUAAAUUAUCAACAUUAAUAAGUUAUCCAAAAUAACUAAAAAUAUUAUAUAAAAAAACAAUGGAUCUAUAAAAAUAUAAUAUAUACAUAAUCCUAAAAAAAAAAACCCUAGUAAAAAGCUAAUCUAAAAAAAUGGGUCCUAAGUAAACCUUUAAACCUAUUAAAAUUGGGCUCAUUUCGUAUUUGUGAUGGUAACCCAUUCCACAGUUUAGGUGCCGCAGCUAAAAGAGCACGGUCACCCAAUGUCUUUUUAGUUAAUUUUAGUUAAAGUUCUUGGCGUUUGAAGCAUGAUUCCCAUUGCACACGAUCUUAAAUUGUAUCUCUCUUCCUCCCUUUUGCUAAUGAGUUCUUGUAGGUAUACCGGAGCUUGCCCAUGGAUCGCUUUAAAAGUAAUUAUAAUAAUCUUAAAAUGAAUCCUAAAUUCUACUGGAAGCCAAUGAAGCGUACACAGAAUUGGUGAGCUGUGAUAAAACCUUGGAAUCUUAAAAAUAAGUCUUGCUGCGGAAUUCUGGAGCCGUUGUAACUUUGCUAUUUGUUUAGCUGGUAACCCAUACAGAAUACUAUUACAAUAGUCAAUGCGCCAAAUUAUUAGGACAUGAACAAGUGUCUGGGUUGCUUGGUUACUUAAAUACUUUCUUAUUCGUCUUACAUUGGUAAUGUAGUAAUAGGCUGCUUUACACGUGUUAUUGAUAUUAACUUGAAGACUCAUGUUACUAUCUAUCCAUGUCCCUAAGUUCUUGACCGAUUGAACAGGUGACACUUGAGCAUCCCCUACUGCAAGCGAGUCAACAUGAACCUUGGACAGUUGCUGACGGGUGCCUAUUAUUACAAACUCUGUUUUGCCAUCAUUGAUCUUCAGUUUGUCACACGGCAUCCAAGCUCUUAUCUCCUUUACACACCGUUCCAUAGCAGCAAUGGCAUCAUCGGUACUUGAGGCACAGCCAGGUUUAAAUGCUAAAUAUAACUGCGUAUCGUCUGCAUAAGCAUGAACGCUAGGCAGGUGUCUCUUGACAACUUCAAACAGUUUACUGGCAUACAGAGUAAAUAGUAACGGCCCUAAACAUGACCCUUGAGGAACUCCUUGAUUUAACUGUAGAGAUUCCGAACACUUGCCACUUAGUGAGACACGCCGAUAACGUUCCGAUAGGUAUGACACAAACCACUCCAGUGCUGUACCUCGGAUCCCAAAACUUGUGCUCAGACGAGAUAGUAACACAGAAUGUUCCACCGUAUCGAAGGCAGCACUCAGAUCCAACAACACAAGCAGAACAACUUCCUGACGAUUCAUUGCUAUUAAUAUAUCAUUAUAUAUCUUGAGUAAGGCUGUUUCUGUGCUGUGACCUCGUCUAUACGCAGAUUGCAACAAGGGGUAGAGGUCAUGUUCAGAAAGGUGUGCAUGUACCUGGUCAAAUACUGCACGCUCUACCAAUUUCGACAUAUACUGCAGGUUACAAACUGGACGAAGAUUAGUAAAGUCAUUAAUUCCAGCUUUUUUGUAGCGAGGAUCAAUAAGGACUUCCUUCCAUACCUUCGGAAAGUGUCCCCCAAGUAGCGAUGAAUUGAUCAUCUUAGUAAUAACAGGUAACAGAUGAUCAAGUGAUUCUACCACAAGUUUAGUCGGCAUGGGGUCUAGAUUACACGUUUUCUUUGAUGACUUCUGAAUAAGUGCCAAAAUGUCAGCUUCAGAGAGGGGCUUGAACUCCGACAGUAUCUUUGCAUCACUGACUAUAGAGUCAGCUGGUACAUUAUCCAUAUCAGCAAUAACGGUGGAGUCUAUUUGAUAACGUAUCCGCAUAAAUUAUAUCAGUGUCGGUGCCUUAAAGGGACAGUGUCCCGAUUAUGCGCACUUGCAAGCGCCAUCUGUUUUUUCUUCAAAAGACAAUAGAACUGUCAUAUUGACUCGACAAGAUUUCCUUCCGGACCGCACCGCCGACGGAGAAUUGUUGUUUACAUUCUCAAGUAACAUUUUAGACUUUCGAAGAAGUCUUUCGUAUUUAAAUUUGGCUCGCGGCACGAAGACUCAUCGUGAUUUUAUCGCUAGCAGGGCCGCCUCGCCACCCGAAAACCUCGUUCCGCUCACUUUAAGGACAGCUUUUCUAAUGUGAAACUCCCGUCAGAGGUCAAUUGUUCCAAGCCCAGUAAUAUUUGCCUGAUUUGCUCGCGUUCUAGCCUCAAACGUUUGAAAGAUAUAAAUAAAAAUGCAAUCUCAACGCUAUGAAUCAUCGCAAAGGUUAGGCGACUUUGUAGAAAAACGUCUUUGGGUAUGAGUACUAUCCAAUCUUCCUCCCACAAGUUCGCGACUUUGUAGAACAAAGUCUUUUGUGCGUGAUUGAACAAGAUUUUGAAAUGCGCAUGCGUUCUAUCCAAUCUUGAAAACAAACUUAAGUUAAAAACUCUUGAGAAGAAAUUUUUUAAGCCUUUGUUAAAAGAUGCGUACGAGGAAGAUUUAAUUAUCUUAGCAUUCAGAAAGUUGUAAAACUUUGGACCUUGAAAGUAAACGGAAAACUGUCUUGUAUUGGUUCUGCAUAGCGGUAAACGAAAAGAUUGAGCACUCCUAGUAUUAUAAUUAUGUAUUUGGUUGUUCCUUUAAAAAAGUUAUUGAAGUUUGAAGGGAGUGUAGAAUUAUUAAAUGAAUUCUUAAAAAUGCCAAAUUGAAACAAGUAGAUAUACUGACAUUGCUCCUUGAAGAUCGGGUCAGUAUGGGCAUCGUACCUAGAUUUGCUUACUAUUCUUUGUGCGCGCUUGUGUAAAAUAAUUCCACUCUCACAUGCCAGCAACUCUCUUUUACCUAAGCUACAGGGCUCUUAUAUAUCUUUCUAUAGUAAUGUACAUGCGUAUCCUUAAAAAUAUUCACAUGAGGGAACAAAACUUCCACUCCCACAUGUAUGCGACUUGACUUUCGGUUACUAAUAAAGUGCAAAUCCCCUAAAGUGCGCUAUUUAUGGCGUCAGAUCGGGGACAAAAUCGAUACUCAGAUUUCCUGGCCUUGGAAACACUUCUUCGCUUCGAAAAUUAUUCUUCGAGUCAUUGUCAGUUGUCUUCGUGGCGUCGGUUCCAUGUCUGCGAGUCGUCACAUCCCUUGUUUCAUCGUACUGUUUUCUUCGGGGCACCGCUGGCUUCUCUUCGUGGCGUCGCUAUGGGCUUAUGUCGUCGUUGCGUCAUUUUUAUGUCUUCGUGUCGUCGGGUCUUCCUUUCGUCGACUGCGCUACAUGGUAGGUACUUGAUGUAUGGGGACAUACAUUGUAUCGACUUUACCUGCAUAAGUUAUACCUUCCCUUUUUUGCUUGGUACCCCUUGUUACUCUGUUACCCUGUUACCUUGUUACCUUGUUACCUUGUUACUCUGUUAUCUUGUUACCUUGUUACCUCGUUACUCUGUCACCUUAUUGCUCUGUCCCCUUGUUACUCUGUCCCUUUGUUACCCUGUUACCCUCUUCCCUUGUUCCCUUGUUACUCUGUUGUCAUUUUUUUAAUUUUAGUUUAUUUUUGCAUGACAAAUCACAAUUUUUUUUUCCCGUAUAGACGCGUUCUUUUUUCGCGAGUAAGGUCGUGGUUGAAUGGUUUGCAUUACAAAUCGGUCUUCGUUCAGAGUAAUUAUUAGCAAUCAGCUUUCGUCGGUAAAUUUUUCCUGUUAUGGGUUCUUGUUGACGGAAAUCAAACAAAAUUUUCCUUUUUUGAAAACAGCGCUUGACCAUGACGAAGGCUCUCUGUCUCAAACCUAUGGCAGCUUAAGCCUGUUGUAGUUUCUUUUGGCUUUCAUACUUUUAUCAUGAUUUGCCAAAAAAUCGUAAAUGACAAUCAGAGGUUUACGAAAACGGAAUAUUUUCCGAUAUCUCUCUCUCCGUCACAAUUUUCAAAUCUACGCGAAAUUUCUAGGCAAUAUUUUUACGAUCAGAUAUUUUGCACAAAACACUGAGUCUAAAGGCGUCCUUGUAAAAUGACUUAACAACACGGCAGGGUCCUACAACAGGUGUGACGUUUAGGUGCUUUCAGUCAAUACCACACAAGGCUGAAGUUUAAUUGCAUUCUUUUUUUAAUCACACCUUAUCUGUUAUCGAGACAAUCGUUGAAAAUCGCAGAACACGAGGAAAUUGAGUUACUAGUAUACUCAGUUCAGUUUUCCAUUGAAUACUAGAUCACUACAAGCCGGUUUCCUCCAUCUACCACUUAAGUGUUCAAAAUUUUUUUGUCACCUCGAGAGGUCAGUUGUACAAGCCUUACGUCAGACUUAACUGCCAACGCUCGGCUUUACCUGACCUCGAGGACUCAACAAGUAGACAAGAUGACAUGACAAAUCGGCAAAACGACAGAACAGGUAGACAAGACGACAUAGAAAAUAUGCAUCGAGUUAUUUUUGACCCCGACUACCGCUCCACAGCACCAGGGUUACCCUCCCUCCUUGUAAACAGGGCCAAGAGUGAAAACGGUGCUUUCAUAUUACUCAUAUUAGUAUAACUGCAGUUUCUAAAAUAUCGAAUUUUCAGCACCUUUUCGGCUGGGAAUGAAUUAUAGUUCAAUGAAUUAUCUGAAUAUCAAUGCCUAACUCGAUCUGGCUUGUAAAAAUAAAUGUAUACAUUAUAAAUGAAAAUGAUUCUUUAAAAUUGCAACAUCAUUUAGCUAGAGUAUAUCUGUAUAUCAUCCCAAGGAAACAAGGAAACAGAGUAACAAGGUAACAAGGGAACAGAGUAACAAGGUAGCGUGGUAACAGAGUAACAGGGUAACAGGGUAACAGGGUAACAAGGUAACAGAGUAACAGGGUAACAAGGUAACAGAGUAACAGCGUCACAAGGUAACAAGGUUACAGAGUGACAAGGUAACAUAGUUACAAGGUAACGGAGUAACAAGGUACAGGGUAACAAGGUAAAAGAGUAACAAUGUUACAAGGUAACAGAGUAACAAGGUAACAAGGUAACAGGGUAACAGAGUAACAAGAUAACAAGGUAACAAAAUGACAGAGUAACAAGGUAACAAGGUAACAAGAUAACAGGGUAACAGAGUAACAAGGUACCAAGCAAAAAAGGGAAGGUAUAACUUAUGCAAGUAAAGUCGGUACAAUAUGUGUUCCCAUACAUCAAGUAUUUGCCCAAGUAUGUAGCGCAGUCGACGAAAGGAAGACCCGACGACACGAAGACAUAAAAAUGACGCAACGACGACAUAAGCCCAUAGCGACGCCACGAAGAAAAGCCAGCGGUGCCCCGAAGAAAACAGUACGACGAAACGAGGGAUGCGACGACUCGAAGACAUGGAACGGACGCCACGAAGACAACAGACAAUGACUCGAAGAACAAUUUUCGAAGCGAAGAAGUGUUUCCAAGGCAACGAAAUCUGAGUAUCGAUUUUGUCCCCAUUCUGAAGCUAUAGGAUAUUUAUGGGACUUGACUUUCAUCUAUCAAACGGGUAUACUUCGUAUCGUAUAUCGUAAAGUAUCCCACCAGGGACUUAAAGUUUUUUCAGUACACAAACCUCAAGGAUCCCAGGCUCCUACACAGCAGUCCACAUGGUUGCAAAAUAUAGGGUCUUGUAUCCGACUUUGCAAUCGCUGGUUAAAAGAGUUUAUAUACUUUGUGAAGUGUUGUUUGAGCGUCGUCUUUUGACUGCCUUGUAGAAUUAUAAACUCAUUUAAGCCAGUGAGUAAUUAUUAAAUCAGGAAUCUAUCAGUCAAGUUUUUUUCUUGUGCAAAUUACGGCUUUUUUCCAAACCUUGGUGGGACUGAAAAAUUUCAAAAAGAAAGUAAAGACGAAGGGAAUUCUGUCAGUUGUGGUCAAAUGAAAAUAUGGUAGUCAAAAUGGCCUAAAGAUUUGCAAUAAAUACCUCUGUAGCUAAAUAUAUGUUCCACUCUCCCAAGAAGAUCACGUGGUGUUGCUAUAGAGACUUUUUGUUUCAUUUUCGUCUUUCUUAUGUGCAUUUUAAAGAGUAGCUUAAUAAAAGACGGGGGCAAAUUCCCGUGAGGACAUCAUCAGCCACAGUGGCAAAACAAAUAUGCAAGCUAAAAUGGUAUAUUAUUAAAUGAAAGACAAUCUUUCUUAAUUACACUUAUAAAUGACUGUUCUUAUCCUGUAAUGUUUUUGUCCUUCAUUAUCUCUUUAAGAUGUAAUUAUGUCCCAAUCAUCCAUACCCGAUGAAAUACCUAACUUUGUUGGCCGCGAGGAAGAAUGUAAAGGAAUAGAACAUCAUUUGACAGAUUCAGUUACUCGACUGGUUAAUGUCUGGGGUCCACCUGGAUUUGGAAAAACAUCAGUGGCCAUCAGGGUGGCGCAUCACCUACGACAGAAGAAUAUUCCAGUUUACUUUGCUUCCCUUCGUGGAAUGGAAAGUAAGGACGAUUUAGUGUCAAAGCUCCUGAGUAUGUUCGUAGACGCUAAACGGGUAGGCCAUAUUUCAUCGUCUCACUUAAUUAUUCAAUGUUUACAACAAGUUCAAAACCCUUUUGUCUUAAUAUUAGACAAUGCAGAUGACUUACUUGAAUCUGGGGAGACCAAACGAAAAGAACACGUGCUUUGCUUUAUUGAGGAGAUCCUCAAUCAUUGCAAACAAAUAAAGCUUCUGCUAACUACUCGCGAAAGUCUGGAUUACUUAAGCCACAAGCUUUCCAUCUACCUUGAGAAAAUUAAUGUAUUGGAUGGAAUUUCGUCUGCAACUCUAGUAAGGCAACUGCUACCAGAUGGAUCUGAAUGUGACUGCAGUUGCAUUGUUAAGGAAUGUGAGAAAGUUCCUAUGUCCAUGCGGCUAAUGUGCAGCAUCAUUAAACAAGCAAAUAUCUCCGUAAAUGCGCUUUUACAAGAACUAAACGUUUCAACUCUGGUUGAGGUUUUGGACAGUGAAUACUUUCCUGAUGAUGCUCGACUGAAAUCUGUGAUAAACACAUCAUUUAAAAGGCUCAUGGUUCGCGAAAGAAACGCAUUUGUUUCGCUUUCUGUUUUUCCUGAAUGGUUUGGAAUAGAGGAAGCUCAAGCCAUAUUGAAUGUAGAAACAGAAAUUAAGACCAGACAAAUAAUUCUAUCAUUGGAGCGAAAGUCCCUAAUAGACUGUGGAGAAAAUUUCAGCCAUUUUACCGUACAUUCACUAUUACGAUCCUUUAUCGAGGAAGAAGUAAAAAAUGACCAAGCAGUUGAAGCUGUAUAUCUGAAUGCACAGCUUCAGUUUUACGACUAUUACAUUUCUAGCUGUAAAGUUGCCAAUGAAGACUUUCUGAAAGGACGAUUUGGCGACGCAUUCAGAAGUUUCCUUCAUCGGCGGGGCUGCAUCAUUUCAUCGCUUUCAAAUGGUCCUAGAAAAGACAGGAUCUACUCCAGGGCUAUAGAGCUGUUGUCUGAAGCAAAGUCAUUUCUUCGAGUUGCACUGCAUGGUGAUCAGUUAUUUGAGAACCUUUAUGACACGGCGAUUGUAGAGGCAAAGAGAAGGGGAAACUUGGGCGACGAACAAAUGUUGCACUCUGCCAAAGAAUCUGCACCCUCUUCACAACUCCGCAAAGACACAGUGAAAAGCUUUUUCUGGUUUAGUAGAGUGCAGCGUGAAGCGGGAGACGUGAAAGGAGCAAUAAAGUCUGUAAAGGUAGGCAAAGAACUUUUGGAAAAUUCCGAGCAAGGCGUUGAUGUUAUGCGGGAUGAAAAUGCGAAUCUGCUUGAAAAUUACAUCUACACUGCACCUACCUAUUACAACCAAGAAAUGUGGGGCUCUAUGACAAUGAACCACCAAGGAGCUUUAAAUUCGUUACAAAGAGCAGCUGGUAUGAGAUCACAUCUACCUCGUGAUUACGCUGACACAAUACGCAAUUACCACGAACUUGGUACAGGGCGGCGUGACACGAAAGACCAACAAGGAGCUUUGGAGACUUUGCAAAGAGCAGCAACCUUGAGAUCAAAUCUGCUUGGUGAUGACGAAGAGACGGCACGCAUUUACCACGAGCUUAGUAGAGUACAGCGUCAAGUGGAAGACCUGAAAGCAGCGUUAGAGUCUGUACAGGUGGGCUUACGACUGCGAGAGGAACUUUUAGGAGAUCAUCCCGAUACAGCCGACAGCUUUCAUGAGAAAGGCGUCAUUUCAUAUCUUAUGGGUGACAGUAAGUCAGCAGUUGAGGCAUUCCAGAAGGCGGCAGACAUGAAUUUUAAUUUGCGAGGAGAUCACAUAAGCACAGCGCAUAGCUACUACAACCUUGGUAUAGCGCAGUUUAAGAUUCAGGACCGUAAAGGAGCAUUACAGUCUCUGCAAAGUGCAGCAGACGUGAGAUCACACCUGCUUGGUGAUCACGAGGAUACGGCACUCAGCUACAUUGUGCUUGGCAAAGUGCAACGGGAAGUGGGGGAUUUGAAAGGAGCAAUGGAGUCUGUACAGAUGUGCUUACGAAUGAGCAAGAACCUUUUAGAAGAUCAUCCCAAUACAGCGUUCGGCUUUAAUGAGCAAGGCGUUAUCUAUCAUGUUAUGGGGGAGUGUAAAUCAGCCGCUGAAGCAUUCCAGAGGGCAGUAGAUCUAAAUACAAAUUUGCUUGGGGAACACAUUAACACGGCACAUAGCUACCACAACCUUGGUAUGGCGCAGUCUAAGAUGAAGGAUCAUCAAAAAGCCUUUACGUCUCUACAACGAGCAGCACAUAUGAGAUCAAAUCUGCUUGGCGAUCAAGAAGACACGGCACGCAGCUACUUCGAGCUUGGCGUUGUGCAGCGUAACUUAGGAGACCUGCAGGGAGCUCUGGAGUCUGUACAGGUGGCCUUACGAUUGAGGAAGGAAAUUUUGGGAGAUCAUAUGGAUACAGCCGACACUUUUUAUGAACAAGGCGUUAUCCAUUCUGCAAUAGGUGAUAAUAACUCAGCUGUCAGGGCAUUCCAGAAAGCAGUAGAUAUUAAUUUCAAUUUGCAGAUAGAUCACAUAAGCACGGAACAUAGCUACCACGGCCUACGUUCUACUCAGAACAGGAAAGAUGGCCAAGAAAGAACUUUACACUCUUUACAAAGGGCAGCACAGAUGAUAUGCGAUCUGCUUGGUGAUCACGAAGACACAGCACGUAGCUACCACAGGCUCGGUUUAGUGCAACGUUGCGUGGGAAACCUCAAAGGAGCAUUAGACUCUUUGCAAAGAGCAGCUCAAAUAAGAUCAAAUUUGCUGCGUGAUCACGGAGACGUCGCAUGUAGUUACCACUGGCUUGGUCUAGUGCAGGGUGACAUGGAGAACCUCGAAGGAGCAUUGUGCUCUCUACAAAGAGCAGCACACAUGAGAUCAAAUCUGCUUGGUGAUCACGAAGACACAGCACGCAGCUACUUUGAGCUUUGCAGAGUGCAGUGUAAAGCGGGAGACCUGAAAGGAGCCUUGGAGUCUGUAAAGCUGAGCUUACGAAUGAGGAAGAAUCUUUUAGGAGAUCAUAUUGAUACGGCUGACACCUUUCGUGAGAAAGGCGUUAUCCAUCUUACUAUCGGAGAUAAUCAGUCAGCUGAAGAUGCAUUCCAGAAAGCGGCAGAUAUGAAUUUAAAUUUGGGUGGAGAUCCCUUACGCACGGCACAGUGCUACCAUAACCUUGGUAUUGCGCAGAAUAAGAUGGAAAACCGCGAAGGAGCUCUGGCCUCUUUACAAGUAGCAGCAAAUACGACAUCAAAUUUGCUCGGGGAUCACGAAGACACAGCUCGUAGCUACCACAUGCUUGGUAUAGUGCAGCGUGACAUGGGAAACCUGAAAGGAGCAUUAGAAUCUUUACAGAGAGCAGCACUCAUGAGAUCAGAUCUUCUUGGUCAUCACGAAGACACAGCACGUAGCUACUUCGAGCUUGGUGAAGUACAAUGUAAGGCGGAAGAUCUGAAAGGAGCUUUAGAGUCUGUACAGCUGAGCUUACGAUUAAGAAAGGAACUUUUAGGAGGUCAUACUGAUACAGCCGACAGCUUUCAUAAGCUAGGCGUUAUCCAUCUUGCUAUGGGAGAUAAUACGUCAGCUGUUGAGGCACUCCAGAAAGCAGCAGAUAUGAAUUUAAAUUUGGGUGGAGAUCCCUUACGCACGGCACAGUGCUAUCAUAACCUUGGUAUUGCGCAGAAUAAGAUGGAAAAUCGCGAAGGAGCUCUGGCCUCUUUACAAGUAGCAGCAAACACGACAUCAAAUUUGCUCGGGGAUCACGAAGACACAGCUCGUAGCUACCACAUGCUUGGUAUAGUGCAGCGUGACAUGGGAAACCUGAAAGGAGCAUUAGAAUCUUUACAGAGAGCAGCACUCAUGAGAUCAGAUCUUCUUGGUGAUCACGAAGACACAGCACGUAGCUACUUCGAGCUUGGUGAAGUACAAUGUAAGGCGGAAGAUCUGAAAGGAGCUUUAGAGUCUGUACAGCUGAGCUUACGAUUUAGAAAGGAACUUUUAGGAGGUCAUACUGAUACAGCCGACAGCUUUCAUAAGCUAGGCGUUAUCCAUCUUGCUAUGGGAGAUAAUAAGUCAGCUGUUGAGGUACUCCAGAAAGCAGUAGAUUUGAAUUUAGAUUUUCUCGGAGAACACACAAACACGGCUCAGAGCUACCACGACCUUGGAGUUGCGCAGAAUGAGAUUAGGGACCGCAAAAGAGCUUUAGACUCUUUACAAAAAGCAACACAUAUGAGAUCAAACCUGCUCGGUGAUCACGAAGACACUGCACGCAGCUACCACGUGCUUGGUGUAGUGCAGCGUGACGUAGGAGACCUUAAAGGAGCAUUAGAAUCUUUACAAAGAGCAACACAGAUGAAAUCAAAUCUGCUUGGUGAUGACGGAGACACUACACGCAGCUACCACAUGCUUGGUUUAGUGCAGUAUGGCAUGGGAGACCUGAAGGGAGCCUUGGAUUCUUUACAAAGAGCAGCGGCCAUGAAAUCAAAUAUGCUUGGUGACAAUGAAGACAUGACGUCUAGCAAACGCAUAAGUAUAGUGCAGCGGGACAUGGAAGAUCUUAAGGAAGCUUUGGAGUCGUUGGAAAAAUCAACGGAAACGGCUUUUGACUUGCUUGGUUACAACGAGUACAUGGCAGCUGCCUACCUCUCUUUUGGCGUAAAGCGGCGUGAAAUGGGAGAUCUCAAAGGGACUUUGAAGUCUUUGAAAAUAGCACAGAACAUGUCAUUAAAUUUGCUUGGUGAUCACGAGAUCACGGCACGCAGCUACUACGAGCUUGGUACAAUGCAACGUGAAAUGGGAGACCUCAAAGGGGCUUUGGGUUCUCUAGAAAGAGCAGCAAACGUGAGGUCAAAGCUGCUCGGUGAUCACGAAGACACGGCUCGCAGCUACCACGAGCUUGGUAGAGUGCAGCAUGAAAUAGGGAACCUAAAGGGAGCUCUAUAUUCUUUACAAAUAGCACAAAAAAUGACGUCAAAUUUGCUUGGUGAUCACGAAAAUACGGUACGCACCUACUACGACCUAAGUAGAGUGCGACGUGAAAUGGGAGACCUUAAAGAGUCUUUGGAUUCCUUAGCAAAAGCAGCAAACAUGAGGUCAAAACUGCUCGGUGAUCACGAAGACACGGCACGCAACUACCACGAGCUUGGUGUAAUGCAGCACGAAAUGGGGGACCUGAAAGGAGCUUCGCAAUCGUUAGAAAAAGCAGCAAACAUGAGAUCAAAAAUGCUAGGCGAUCAUCACGAAGAUACGAUAAGUAGCUUGAACGAAUUCCGUACCGUGCGAAUGAAACUGCCGUUCGAGCGUUAUCCUUUGCUUGGCAAAGUGUUUAGGUGGAAAAAUUGA
Porites lobata is the source of this 14865-nucleotide messenger RNA. The record is from the annotation of a GenBank genome assembly. NCBI's taxonomy places the organism in Eukaryota, Metazoa, Cnidaria, Anthozoa, Scleractinia, Poritidae.